ACGAAGGCCGGCCAGUGAACCAACCAUGACGGCAGGAUUCCGCCAAAAGAUCGAAAAUCUUCUAGCUGGGGGGUCGAUUAUUCGGAAGUUCCAGAUCACAUUCUUUUGUUCGCAUUUUGCUUGAUUCCGGUCUCUGGCUGGGGUCUACAAAAAGGAUCUACCGUACUGGGUUUCGAUCUUUCUUCCUUGUUCAAACAAAGCACCAAAUAGGUCCAUUAUUUGUCGCGUGCUUCACUAUCAAUUCUAAGAACAUGGAGGCAAAAAUGGCAGCUGUCCCAGAGAGCACCGGAAUCCCUCCCCAGACUCCCAGAUCGCCGUUCCAGACUGGGGUCAGAACGUCAGGCCGUGCUUUCAACUCCCCCAACUGGCGUAUGAAAUCGGAGGAGAGCCCCGGUGCUCAGAGCCCUAGAUCUCCUAGCCACCAGACGAACAGCUCGCGAUCGCCAUUCAGCAGAUCUACCACGAAUGUCCCGCAGUCCAUCUCUGAGGGAAGGCGUCUGUAUGUCGGUAACAUGCCAUAUUCGGCCAAGGCGGAGGAUGUGGAAACCCUCUUCCCGAGAGAUGAAUACCAAAUCGAACGCAUUGAUAUCUCCAUCGACCCUUUCACCGGCCGUAACCCCUCUUACUGCUUCGUCGAGUUGGCGACCAAGGAACAAGCUGAUCGCGCGAUGACUGAAUUGGCCGGAAAGGACCUCCUUGGUCGUCCCGUUAAGAUCAGGCCAGGAGUUGCCAAGUCGUCCAACGACCGCUCGCUGCCUAGGGGUGAGAGUUCUCCAAGGACCGAAAAGACUGCAGCUCCAUUUGCUUUCGACCGCUGGCAGAGGAAUGAUGCUUCAAGUCACUUCAAGGGCUACAGUGAGCAGGGCCGUCGUCUGUAUGUCGGAGGACUGCCCAGACCGGUAAACCAGCCAUCAGUGGACGCUGAAAUCCGCAAAUUCUUCGACGGAUUCAACGUCGAAGCUAUCAGCAAGGUCAUUUCACCUCAUUUGUCUAAGCGAUUCGAGCCUGGCGACCACUACUACCUCUUCGUUGAUCUUGGCAGCACCGAAGAAGCCCUGGCCGCUAUGAAUACCCUGGAUGGACGCGACGGCCCCUGGGGCGGCAAGCUCAAGGUUAGAAGGGCCAAAGGCGAGUCCGUCAAGGUUGAUGAGAGGAGCAAGUUGACUGCUUCUCACGGGACCCAGCUCCCUUCUGCCGCUGGUGAAGCUGCUGCGGCUGCCUGAGAGUAGUAUUUCACUGUCGAGUACAGAGCCUAUCAUCACUGAUAUUCAUGUACGGGACUAAAACUGCGACUAUCAUCGAUACCCAGCCCAGCCCUGCC
Molecule: messenger RNA, 1321 nt
Organism: Paecilomyces variotii
Lineage: Eukaryota; Fungi; Ascomycota; Eurotiomycetes; Eurotiales; Thermoascaceae
Exons: 4
Coding region: 252-1223 (323 amino acids)
Molecular function (GO): RNA binding
Source: RefSeq, a predicted model, not a curated record